This is a messenger RNA of Aspergillus calidoustus, 1497 nucleotides long. NCBI's taxonomy places the organism in Eukaryota, Fungi, Ascomycota, Eurotiomycetes, Eurotiales, Aspergillaceae. The record is from the annotation of a GenBank genome assembly.
AUGGUCUCCCGCUCGCGGGUUCUCGAUGCCUAUCGGUCCGGCGUAUGGUGGCGAUUCAUCCUCCCGCGGUUUUAUCCGUACAUACACGAGGGAUAUCUCAAGGUAUCGCCACUGCAAUCAUGCUCCCUUGUCCCAGCAGGCUCUGAUACGCAUCAGUACAGCACCAAGGACAGGCCCUUUAGGGUCUGGCUUGCACAGUUCCAGAUAUGGGUCUAUAUCCUGCCCCUGAAAUAUCUGCCUCUGGUCAAGAACCAGGGCAUUACCGAGUUAAGCCUGCGAGACUUCAUUGACAAGGCGACUUCUGCCCAGCUCUCCAGCGGGAGCUUUGACACUUUUGAAGUGCAGGUUGGCUCGAAGCUGCUCAACGGGAACCUCAUCGACAUCAAGCCCAUUGUGCAGACCCGGACGGAGCAGAUCCUUGAGCGCGUCAUUGGGAGGCCCAGGGAGUGGCGCAGGUUCAACAUUCGCGCCCUCAGCGUGCAGGUCGUGAAGCACGUCUCGGCCCGCAUCGCUUUCGGCGAAGCCCUCGCGGACAACCCUGGGUUCCUCGAUGCCAUGGAGCGCUACUCACUGAAUGUCAUCCCCUACACCCUGGUGUUCCGGUAUUUUAACCUCGGGCCCUUGCGGUACCCGCUCCUCUACCUGAUUCACUUGCGCCAGCGACAGACCCUUGCUGUCGCCACCCGCUACGUCACCGACCUCAUUGCCGAACGACAGCGCAAAGAGAAGGAGCACCGCUUGGACGGUGAUGAGAGGCCUGUCGACUGCAUUCAGUGGUCUAUGGAUCAGGAUAUCCCCGACGAACAAAAGGCCCCCGAGGCUGUCGCCCAUCGCCUCCUUCACAUUUCUGCCGCCCUCAUCGACGCGCCCAUUACAAGCAUGAUGAACGUGCUCGCCGACAUCAUCUCGUAUGCGCGCGACGAGGUCCUUGAUGAUCUGCGCGCCGAGAUUGUCGAGUGCCUCGCCGAGUUCGAUGGCGCAUGGACCGAAGCCUCCAUGGCAAAGAUGAAGAAGCUCGAUUCGUUCUUCCAGGAAUCCUUCCGAAUGACCUCGGGCCUCAUCCCUUUGACUGGCUGGCGCCUCAUCAAAGCCGACUGCUUCCGCUUUGACAACGACCUUGUCCUCCCCAGAGGUUCCACGAUCGUAUUCCCGACGCAGUGCAUUCAGCUGGACCCAAACAUCUACCCCAACCCUGACAAGUUCGACUACCUGCGCUUCUACCGCAUGAAGGAGCAUACCCAAAGCACAGAUGCCCGUACAGGCAAGGAGGUUCCACGCCACGAGUGGCUCAGCUUCGGCCAUGGCCGCCAGGCAUGUCCAGGCCGGUUUUACUCUAUCCGCCUCCUCAAGACCAUCCUCGGCGAGAUGAUGCUCCGCUAUGACAUUCGCUAUGCCGGCGGCGAUCGACCACGCCCACCGAUGAUCGACCUCGAACCAAUCCUGGCGCCGGAUACAUCCGUCGAGCUGGAGUUUCGAGUCCGGCAGAACGUGACAUGA